This is a messenger RNA of Glarea lozoyensis ATCC 20868, 1563 nucleotides long. RefSeq names its product Glutaminase/Asparaginase. Gene Ontology annotation, molecular function: asparaginase activity; protein binding. Lineage: Eukaryota; Fungi; Ascomycota; Leotiomycetes; Helotiales; Helotiaceae. The record is from RefSeq and is a predicted model, not a curated record. The coding region runs from base 1 to 1563 and encodes 520 amino acids. The transcript is spliced from 2 exons.
AUGGCCGCCCAGUAUCCCGAGGGCCGCGUCCUCAUAAUCAUGACUGGAGGAACGAUCUGUAUGAAGUCUUCGCCUGAUGGACUGGUUCCAGCUAGGGGAUUUUUGAAUGAAGGGAUGGCGCCGAGGCCUUCUUUCAAUGAUGGAUCUAUGCCAGAACCAUUACCGAUUAUGACCGAUUCUACAACUAAAAAAUAUGUUACGAGUCUACGAACACCACCUAGCACAUACUCACGCCAUGUCCGAUAUACGCUUUACGAAUUUUCUGUCCUGCUAGAUUCAUCAUCCAUUUCCUCCGCAGGAUGGACACAGAUUGCGACUACCGUUCAGAACAACUAUUCGCUCUUCGACGGGUUCGUGAUUCUUCAUGGAACAGACAGUCUAGCUUAUACCAGCUCAGCUCUUUCCUUCAUGCUUUCUCAUUUGGGGAAGCCUGUCAUUCUUACCGGUUCGCAAGCUUCCAUUUUCGCUCUACAAUCAGAUGCAGUAGACAAUCUCCUUGGUUCGCUUAUCAUUGCUGGCACCUUUAUGAUUCCUGAAGUGUGUCUUUUUUUCCAUCACAGUCUGUACCGAGGAAACAGGUCCACAAAAGUCUCAGCGUCAUCUUUCGAUGCAUUUGGGUCUCCAAAUUGUCCACCACUCGCGAAGAUGACGGCGAUGGGUGUUGAGGUCAACUGGAAUCUGGUGAGGCGGCCAAGAAGCAUUGCAAAAUUCGAUGUCCUCCGAAACCUCGAUACCGCCCAUGUAGCGUGUCUUCGAAUAUUCCCAGGAAUAAAACCAGAGAUGAUCGAUGGCGUCCUCCGGGUCCCUGGUCUAAAGGGACUCAUUCUCGAAACAUUUGGUGCUGGCAAUGCUCCCAGUGGUGAAGACGGCAGCUUAACAGCUAUUUUCAAAGCAGCCGUGUCUCGGGGGAUCGUGAUUGUCAAUGUCAGUCAAUGCCAAUCUGGAACUGUUUCUCCGCUGUACGCUCCAGCAACGGUGUUAGGAAAUGCUGGAGUGGUUUUCGGUCAUGACUUGACGACGGAGGCUGCAUUGACGAAAUUAUCGUUCCUGCUAGCUUUGCCGGAAGUCAGCUACCAAGAUAUCACCACUCAAAUGCAACUCUCUCUACGAGGAGAGAUGACUGAAACGCCAGCCUCGAUGCAAUUCUCUCAUCCUUCGUCGGAACUACCACACAUCACGGAUCAGCAAACCGCUUUCACGUCUUUAGGCUACGCCAUUACAACAGGCGAUAUUGAGAAGGUCAAAAUUAUGUUAACUGGAGACCAAUUUGAUCUUCUAGGCGCACAAGACUACGCCGAAAAUACAGCUUUACAUCUCGCUGCUGUAGGACCGAAUACCGAUGUUCUUAGGGAAUUGUUACAUCGAGGAGCCAGCGUCCAUGUGAGAAAUCGAGCCAAGAAUACACCUCUGUUUCUAGCCACCCAGGCUGGAAACGUAGAGAUGGUUGAAAUAUUGAAGGAAGUUGGUGGUCAUCUUCAUGCUGAGGAAGUUGAAAGAAAGAAUGGGGACUUGAGUAGGAAGAGGCCAAGGGUUGCAGAAGUGAAUGGCCACGAGACCACCUGA